AUGGUCAUAGAUUUCACGGAAGAAAAGUUGGGAAAGGCGGAAAAAACCGAAUUGGACGCCAGUUUCGAGAACUUGUUGCAACGCGCUGAUCAGACAGAACAAUAUACGAAGCAAAUCUUAAGUGCCCUUGAGAAUUAUCUUCAACCGAAUCCAAGUAGGCAACUUUAUUUAAGCGAUCUGUUUUUUUCCCCAGCACUUCGCGUCGAAGAGUAUUUUUACGACAAACUUGAAAUGAAGAAGGAGCAACGACUAAAUAACCUGGAAACUCUCGGUGUGGCAAUGAUCCAGGCCGGCAACGAGUUCGGACCCGGCACAGCGUACGGCAGCAUUUUGCUUAAAAUUGGCAACACGCAGCAAAAGUUGGGCCUUGCUGAGAAAGAGUUCAUAGGCGCAGCAGCCACCAACGUCUUAACUCCGCUGAAGCGCUUUCUGGAAGGCGACAUAAAAACGAUCGCUGUAAUUUUGCUAGUUCGUUUUUCCUUUCGUAUUGUAAAACGGCGCUGCUAG
This is a messenger RNA of Soboliphyme baturini, 507 nucleotides long. Lineage: Eukaryota; Metazoa; Nematoda; Enoplea; Dioctophymatida; Soboliphymatidae. The record is from the annotation of a GenBank genome assembly.